Messenger RNA from Chanos chanos (milkfish), 2424 nucleotides. RefSeq names its product follistatin-like 4 (gene fstl4). Gene Ontology annotation, cellular component: extracellular region. Gene Ontology annotation, molecular function: protein binding. NCBI's taxonomy places the organism in Eukaryota, Metazoa, Chordata, Actinopteri, Gonorynchiformes, Chanidae. The record is from RefSeq and is a predicted model, not a curated record. The coding region runs from base 1 to 2424 and encodes 807 amino acids. The transcript has 14 exons. Gene Ontology annotation, biological process: cell differentiation; multicellular organism development; regulation of BMP signaling pathway.
AUGGAUGAAAGCAGUGGGGAGUGGAGGCAUUGCUAUGGCAAUGGAGGGGGAGGGCUGACAGGUGCCUGGCCAGUGUGGGCGGGCAGCGGGGGGUGUCGGAGAGUGUGGUGUGGGCGUGGGAGGCAGUGUGUGGUCCGGGCGCUGACGGGCCGGGCCGAGUGCGUGUGUUUGGAGAAGUGUCGGCCGUCCUUCGUUCCCGUCUGCGGUUCUGACGGCCAUUUCUAUGAGAACCACUGCGAGCUGUACCGUACUGCCUGCCUACAGCGGACGAGAAUCAACGUGGUCCACAGCAAAGACUGCUUCUUCAAAGGCGAAACAUGCACCAUGGAGGAGUAUGACAAACUGAAGAACAUGCUCCUACAAAUGCAGUCUAAGGGACAGCCAGGGGAGGACAGGGCCCACGAAACAGGGAUGGACCAGAAGAGGGCCUUGGUGGACACCAUGUUCAAAUACCUGGACAUUAACAAGAAUGGGAACCUGGGAACUGAAGAGCUGGCCUGGGUGUCUAUGAAAGAGCAUCUAGAGGACAGCCUGCUGGAGUGCACCAUGCAGGACCUUCUCCGCUACGACGACUACAACAGUGACGGUCAUCUCACGCUGCAGGAGUUCUACACAGCUUUCCAGGUCGUGCAACUCAGCUUAGCGGAGGAUAAGAGAGUGAGCGUCACCACGGUAACGGUGGGCCUGAGCACGGUGCUGUCCUGUGGUAUUCAGGGGACCCUGAGACCCCCGGUCAUCUGGAAGCGAAACGGCGUCAUGCUUAACUUCCUGGAUCUAGAGGAUAUCAACGACUUUGGUGAUGACGGCUCCCUCUACAUUACCAAGGUGACGACCAUUCACAUAGGAAACUACAGUUGCCAUGCUUACGGUUACGAAGAGCUGUCGCAGACGCACGUGCUGCAGGUGAAUGUUCCUCCUGUCAUUCUGGUAUACCCAGAGAGCCAGGCACAGGAACCGGGCAUUGCUGCCAGCCUUCACUGCCACGCUGAUGGCAUUCCCACCCCAAAGAUAACCUGGCUAAAGAAUGGCAUCGAACUCCAGCCUCCACUGUCCAAACAGCUCUCUCUCAUCGCUAACGCCAGCGAACUGCGUAUUGAUAGUGUUCGCUACGAGGAUACUGGCGCCUAUACCUGCAUCGCCAAAAAUGACGUGGGCGUGGAUGAGGACAUCUCCUCGCUCUUCGUGGAGGAUUCAGCAAGGAAGACACUGGCUAACAUUCUGUGGCGGGAGGAAGGACUCAGCGUGGGGAACAUGUUCUACGUGUUCUCUGAUGAGGGGAUCACCAUCCUCCAGCCCGGAGACUGCGAGAUUCGUCGCCAGAUCAAACAGAGCGAGAGGAUCGUGGCCAGUUACGAGGAGAUCUGUCCCAAGAGUGAAAGUGCGGUUGCACAGCGUUGCAUCUGGGCGUCGGCCAUCAGCGUGAGGGACAAGUUUGUCUAUGUCACUCAGCCGUUCCACAAGCGUAUCCUGGUCCUGGAUACGCAGGCCCAGAAAGUGGUGCAUGCGGUGGAGACAGACCCGGUGCCAGUCCAGCUCUUCUACGAUAAGUCUCAUGACCAGGUGUGGGUGUUGAGCUGGGGUGACAUGCAGAAGUCCCAUCCCAGCCUGCAGGUGAUCACUCAGGCCAGUGUUGGAGAGGUCCACCGCACCAUACGCACCCAGUUCCAGAGAGUGGAGGACCUCUUCAUCCCACCCACCAACCUGAUCAUCACGCAUGUUCGGUAUGGAUUUGUUUUUUUAAAAUUGGAACCCGCGGUGCAUAAAAUUGACCUGGAGACAUUCCACCGUGUCAAGACCAUCAGCCUGAAGAACUACAGCUGUGUGCCGGAGAGCAUGGCCUACACCUACCUCAGUGGAUAUUACUUCAUCCAGUGUCAGGGGAAAGGCCUCAACUCCUCCAGACUCCAGCUCCUGCUGGACAGCGUCACGGACUCCGUCAUCGGGACCAACCAGGACAUCACGGGCCGACCGUACGUGUCACCGGACGGACGCUACGUGGUCACGGCGGACGAGCAGGCGGGAAAACUUCGGGUCCAGAAGGUCUCCUUCCAGGGUGAGCUCCAUUUGAGCCAUGAACUGGAUACCAGUUUCCCAGUGUCUGAUUUGGUGUUCCAGCCCUCGUUCACAGAGUCCAACCAGUAUGUGGCAGUGGCCACCUCCACCCGCGGCCCAGAUCUGCUCUUCACCAACCUUUCCAGGGGAGAGAGCGAGGUUCUGAGGAGCCUGAAGGACCCCCUCCCGCCCCGGAGCUGGCCUUGGGGGCGCACUAACAGGAUGGUGGUGUCCAGCGGACUGUUUGGUCAGUACCUGGCAACACCGUCGGCCGAGUCCCUGUUCGUGCUGGACGGAAAACGGAGCCGCUCACACUGCGAGGUGUCAGACAUCCGGGGGGGUAACACAGUGGUCUGGGUGGGUGAGGUAUGA